Molecule: messenger RNA, 1437 nt
Organism: Amorphotheca resinae ATCC 22711
Lineage: Eukaryota; Fungi; Ascomycota; Leotiomycetes; Helotiales; Amorphothecaceae
Exons: 5
Coding region: 1-1437 (478 amino acids)
Cellular component (GO): mitochondrion
Molecular function (GO): metalloendopeptidase activity; metal ion binding
Source: RefSeq, a predicted model, not a curated record
AUGGCGUCCCGGCGAUUAGCUUUGAACCUCUCCCAGGGGCUGCGUGGCCGCGGUCUGAAUGCCGUCGCUCCUCUGAAGAGAGGCUUUGCGACCCCUGUGGUGAAAAAUGGCGUGAAGACGGAAUCAACAACGCUUUCCAAUGGCUUGACGGUUGCUACUGAGCACUCGCCCUGGGCGCAGACGUCGACGGUUGGUGUUUGGAUUGAUGCUGGGUCUCGCGCGGAAACGGACAGAACCAACGGCACAGCUCACUUCCUGGAGCAUCUUGCCUUCAAGGGCACCACCAACCGAACGCAACAUCAAUUAGAGCUCGAGAUCGAGAACAUGGGUGGCCACCUGAAUGCUUACACAUCACGUGAGAACACCGUGUACUACGCCAAGGCCUUCAACUCUGAUGUUCCGGCGACUGUCAACAUCCUCUCCGAUAUCCUCCAAAACUCGAAACUCGAGACCCAAGCGAUCGAGCGCGAGCGUGACGUGAUCCUGAGAGAAUCCGAAGAGGUUGACAAGCAACUGGAGGAGGUUGUGUUCGACCAUCUUCAUGCGACCGCUUUCCAAGGACAACCUCUGGGACGUACAAUCCUGGGUCCUGCCGAGAACAUCCAGAGCAUCCAAAGAGACGACCUGGUCAACUACAUCAAGACCAACUACACUGCCGAUCGAAUGGUCUUGGUCGGUGCGGGUGGCGUUCCCCACGAGCAGCUCGUUGAGCUUGCUGAGAAGCACUUCUCUGGCCUCCCAACGCAACCACCUACCAGCGCUGCCUCUGCCGUCGCUGCGGCCCAGAAGCGGAAGCCCGACUUCAUCGGCUCGGAGAUUCGAAUCCGUGAUGAUACCAUCCCUACUGCCAACAUUGCUAUUGCCGUGGAGGGUGUCAGCUGGAAGGAUGACGACUACUUCACUGCUCUGGUUACUCAAGCUAUUGUUGGUAACUGGGACAAGGCUAUGGGCAACGCUCCUCACGUUGGUAGCAAGCUCAGUGGAUUCGUCCACAAGAACGACCUCGCCAACAGCUUCAUGAGCUUCUCAACCAGCUACAGUGACACUGGUCUCUGGGGUAUCUACCUCGUCAGCGACAAGCUCACUCGCAUUGAUGAUCUCGUCCACUUCACCCUCCGCGAAUGGUCUCGCUUAUCAUACAAUGUCACCGAGGCCGAAGUCGAGCGUGCCAAGGCUCAACUGAAGGCAUCUAUUCUCCUUUCUCUCGACGGUACCACCGCCGUGGCCGAGGACAUCGGACGACAGAUCAUCACCACCGGCCGACGCAUGGGUCCAGAGGAGAUCGAGCGUGUUGUCAAUGCUAUCACUGAGAAGGAUGUAAUGAGCUUUGCUCAACGAAAGCUAUGGGAUCAGGAUAUCGUUAUCAGCGCCGUUGGCUCAAUCGACGGCCUCCUCGACUAUAACAGAAUUCGCAACGAUAUGUCGAGGAAUGCGUAG